AUUCCAUGGUUUGGCUUUUGGGCCCACAGAAGAAUUGAAUUGAGAACUGAGAUAGCCAAAGAUCAUGCUUGCUUUCUUUUUCGUUUUUUUCUUUGAAUUAAACUAAAGAUCAUGCUUGCUGGGAAUAUGGUUUUUAUUGAUUAACAGAACAUGGUAUUGUCAUCACAAGAUGGCAACUGCAACUCUUCCUCCUCCUCCUUCUCCUCCUCGGAACAAGAAUCUUCUUCACUGCAUAACUCCCAUCUUCUUCUUCUCUUUCCUCCUCUUCACCAUUUUCAUCUUCAGCAAACGAGCUCUCGAGCCCUCGUUCUCCCUCUACACAGAUCUCUUUUCUCAACCCCCUCCUCUCUCUUCUCCUUCUUCUUCACCAGCCAAUUCCCACAUGUCCUUAGCCUCUGCACCACCAACUCCUAAACCCAUUUCUCAAAACAAGAGCUCUGCACCUAAGAACAUCAAUGGCGAGCUCUCUGUUGAAAAUGGGAAAGACCCAGAUGACAAAAACCAAUCUUUUGGCGGAAUGGAUGGUAAUGGAAGUGAUUCAUCCUUAGCCUCUGCACCAACUCACACACCCAUUUCUCAAAACAACAACAGCUCUGCUCCAAAGAGCAUCAAUGGCGAGCUCUCUGUUGAAAAUGGGGAAGACCCAGCUGACAAAAACCAAUCUUUUGGCGAACUGGAUGGUGAUGGCAGUGAUUCAUCCUUGGAGGGAGAGAAAGCGUUAGAGUGUGACUUGUAUAUGGGUACUUGGGUGAAAGAUGAAGGGUACCCAAUUUACAAACAGGGUUCUUGUCCUUAUGUUGAUGAAGGUUAUGAUUGCCAAAACAAUGGUAGGGGUGACUCCAACUAUCUCAACUGGCGGUGGAAGCCUGAAAGCUGUGAUCUUCCCAGGUUUAAUGCAGCAGACUUCUUGAUGAGGCUGAGAGGCAAAAGGCUGAUGCUGGUUGGAGAUUCCAUGAACCGUAACCAAUUUGAGUCAAUCCUGUGUCUCCUCCGAGAAGGGCUGCCUAAUAAGAGCAGAAUGUAUGAGGUCCAUGGCCACAAAAUAUCGAAAGGAAGAGGUUACUUUGUCUUCAAAUUUGAGGACUACAACUGUACAGUGGAAUUUGUGAGGUCGCAUUUCCUUGUGAAGGAAGGUGUUCGUAUUAAUGGGCAAGGGAACACAAAUCCAACUCUCUCAAUAGAUCAAAUUGACAAGACAGCUAAACGUUGGAAGUGUGCUGACAUUCUUGUAUUUAAUACUGGCCAUUGGUGGACCCAUGGAAAGACUGCUCGAGGGAAAAAUUACUAUAAAGAAGGUGAUUAUAUCUAUCCAAAGUUUGAUUCAGUUGAGGCCUAUAGAAGGGCUUUGAAGACCUGGGCAAAUUGGAUUGACAAAAAUGUGAAUCCAAAGAAGCAGUUGGUCUUCUAUCGUGGAUACUCUUCGGCUCAUUUCAGAGGAGGUGACUGGGAUUCAGGUGGCUCAUGUAAUGGGGAGACUGAACCAGUCUUGAGUGGGGCCAUUCUCAAUAACUAUCCUUUGAAAAUGAAGAUAGUGGAGGAGGUGGUAAAGGAGAUGAAAGUUCCAGUGAGACUAUUAAAUGUGACAAGGUUGACCAAUUUUCGCAAGGAUGGCCACCCGUCAGUCUAUGGCAAGAAGGUUAUUGCUGGGCAGAAAGUUUCCACAAGGAGGCAAGAUUGCAGCCAUUGGUGUCUUCCAGGGGUCCCUGAUGCAUGGAAUGAGCUUAUUUAUGCCACUCUUGUUUUCCAACAGAUAGGUUCCAAGACUAAAAUCCAAUGAUUACUUUUCCCUUUUAUUUUUUAUUUUUAUUUUUAUAUAGCUAGAAAAGCUUAUUGUAACUUAUUGUACACCAGCCAAAAAGUAAGUAAAGAA
Molecule: messenger RNA, 1870 nt
Organism: Quercus lobata
Lineage: Eukaryota; Viridiplantae; Streptophyta; Magnoliopsida; Fagales; Fagaceae
Gene: TBL5
Product: TRICHOME BIREFRINGENCE-LIKE 5
Exons: 5
Coding region: 170-1777 (535 amino acids)
Cellular component (GO): Golgi apparatus
Molecular function (GO): O-acetyltransferase activity
Source: RefSeq, a predicted model, not a curated record